Messenger RNA from Xyrichtys novacula (pearly razorfish), 3489 nucleotides. The record is from the annotation of a GenBank genome assembly. Lineage: Eukaryota; Metazoa; Chordata; Actinopteri; Labriformes; Labridae.
AAUCUUUCCGUUUCCCCUGUCAAUGUUGCUCGAUAAUCUCGGAGAUCAUUUACUCGUGCCUUAACUGUUGACAAUGGCAGGCGUCGAGGCUAAAAUGACACAACCUGAGCAGGUCGAGGUGUCCAAAGUGGGCAGCGUCCCACCUGAAGGCUAUGACAAGAAAUGUAUUUUCUGCAAGAUUGUUAACAAUGAAAUGGGCACGGAGCUUCUUCACUGUGUGAGACCACAAUAACAGUCAUAAAUGUUGAGCGUCAUGCGAGCUAGCGUUAGCCUGUUCAUUUUGUAAACAGUCUUGAUUAAAUGCAGUGCAGUCAGCUUUGUGACAUAUUAUGGCUUAUUUAUGAAGCUGAAUUGAAAAGUUUUUGAGACCAUUACCUGUGCAUUUAUUUGAACUUUAAGAUAUUAACGAGUUUACGCAAUCUUGUUCAUAUCUUGAACAAAGGUUAUUUUGAUUACUGUGCCUUAAAACACGGCAUUUUGUUUACAUAUUCCUGUUCAAUUAGAGCUGUCACGUCCACCUGUAUCUGUGUUAAGUCCUUAUUGCUAUUUCGUCUAAAUUUGAUGUACUGUUUCACAUCAAAGAUCCUGGAUAGAUUCAGCACGUAUCCAGCUGCAGUUUACGGCUCAACUUACCCCUCUCCUAUGGUCAACUUACCCCAUACACGGGGUAAAUUGACCAUAGGAGACCACCUUUUUUGCAUGCUAUAUUAUCAAGACAAUUAUGUUUACACUCAUUCUGUUGGUUUGCAGGGAUGCAUAACAUCUUGAAAUAUAUGCAGAUACACUAGUGAGAGACAAAACUAUGAUUGGCUUGAUGUAGUGAUCCGAAUACUCUCUGUGUUUACUAGUUAAUUCACACUGCUGUUUUUAUUUCCCUGUGCUGCAGGACGAAGAGAUCUCAUGUUUCAGGGACAUCAAACCUGGAGCUCCACACCACUACUUAGUUGUCCCAUCUAAACAUGUUGGUAACUGUAAAUCACUCAACAAAGACCACGUGCCUUUGGGUAAGCUAGAAAAAAUUGGUUGCCCUGUAGAAAACUAUUCUGGUGUCAUUUCCCUUCAUGUAUAUAGACAGUUUGACUCACAGUCCUUGGCUUCUACUGAUGGUUGUAAUUUAAUGAUGGAUUUUUAAAAGCAUAGCUGUAGAAUAUGAAAAACAACACGUGGUUCACUUUUGUGUUAUCUCACAUUUUUAUUAAAACUGCAUGCAUUGGUAUUUCUUGGUUGUCAUAUCUAGUGAAGCAGAUGGUGGAGACAGGAAAGGAGAUUCUCCAGAAAAACAACAUAACAGACCUCAGCGAUGUCAGGUGGGCCUUUCUGAGUGGUUCUUUUUUACACUUAGUCAGAGGUGGAUCCAGAAGCAUCUUAUUAUUUAACAAGGUCAAAGGUUACUCAUUUCUUCUACAAAUGGUGGCUGAUCCUUUACUGUAAGGUGGACUGCCUCUCUGUUGGCAAUCAAUACUGAUGAUCAACACGAUGUCUGUCUAGACAGACACCCAAGCAAACAAUCCUUAGUGGUGGCAGGCAAAGAUAAACAUACUUAUCCACUUCAAUUUAGAGUAAACAAUUAAAAACUAGAGCUCAGAUAAAAACUGUGCCACGUAUUGUUUGCUUUUGAAACAAGCCCACCACUUGAAUGAUAUAACACAAAGGCAGUGGGCACUUAGUUACAUCUUUCCUACAUCUUUUCUUUGUCUUCGUGUCUGCAGGUUUGGCUUUCACUGGCCCCCAUUCUGCUCUGUCACACACCUACACCUUCAUGUCCUGGCACCUGCCAGUCAAAUGAGCUUCAUGUCUCGCCUCUUCUAUAGGAUCAACUCCUAUUGGUUUAUCACAGUAAGCUGCUUCUUGAUUCUUAUUUAAGCUACUGGAUUGAACAUUGUGAAACUGUGAGAAGAAAUGAACCAAGGGCCUCUAAUUCCCAAGUUUGAGGCUCAUCAGGAUGAUCUGUAAAGGAAUUUUGUAGCUGAAAGCAAGGACAAUAAAUUUAUGAAGUUAUGCGAUGCUUUCUUACUUAAAAUGAUAAGCAGUUGGAUGGAGAUCUGGCUAAACUGGCCAUACUUUUACACUAUUGGGUCAGUUAGUUAGUUAUCGGCUACCCUCCAAUCAAAUGGAGCCAAUUUAGUGGGGAAAAAGAACUGCUUUGGGAUUGAUUUUGGUUUCAAAUGAAGCAAUGUUUCAGUCACAUGCAGUGUAAAAAUGUAAAACUGCACUUUUAACUUGUUUUCUUAAUUUACGUCACUUAAUAUUGUCAUUGAAAAAAUGAACAUUGCUACUCCACAUCCUAUUUUUUCUUAUAUCAUAUGAGCUUACACUCACAUGUUAAAUUCUUACCUGCAAUAUAGCUUGACAGUGUAGAGGUUAGUGAUAUAAUAUCUCAUGACUUCACUGUUCAUAAAAAAUUCUCCUUGAUUUGCAAAGACAUAAGAUGAAUCUCACAUGAUAGCUCAUUAUUCUCUAUAAAACACAAACAUGUGGCACCACCAUCCCUUACUUUAUUAAGUAGGGUUAAAGUGAAGAAGAAAUGAUGUCGGUCUAACUUGUGUUCUCUCCACAUCUGCUGAUGACUUUCAGGCAGACCAGCUGAUUGAACUUCUCAACUCUAAAGAGGAGACCAACUGAUCACUUCCUCAAGGUCUCGUUCUUUCAUAACUGGACAGUUUUUUGGUCAGUGGAGCAUCCGCCCUCCUGCAGGUGUCAUUCAGGACAAACACACUGAUUUGCUGUCUGUAUUGGAAGAUGAUGACAGUCAUUUAAACUGGUGGAAAAAAUCAUGAGGGACCGCUUCAGUUAAGACAUUUGAUUGUUCCAGACUAGAAAGGAAUUGUAACUGUAAGGAAAGCCACAUCUUUCUCUUUUAGUUUGAGAUAUGUCGCCUAAAUACUUAUAAAAAGUCUGCUUAAUUACCAUAAUUCUGCUGAAACUUUAUUAUCACUUUAUGGACCAAGUGCAGUGUUGACUACGUCUUUUGAUCACCAAAGUCCUGAGAAAAUGCAUUGAUUACUGAAAUUCCUCUUGAACAGUUGUUUGAAAUACUGGUUUGCAAACCUCAUUUUCUGUGAAAACAAAUAAGAAAUCUGUGUUCUCACUUUCUCAGGUACUCUUUGUUCAGAGUCCUCACUGAUGGGCAUGUUUUGGCCAAACUGAUGUAACUCAUAGUACAGAGUAAGAUCAUCGCUAGCUAGUAAUGAGGCUUCUGUAAGUGGAAGCAAUUAAUCAUCCUCAUAUACUCUGAAGUAUGUUCACUGGUCUCAACACUGCUAAAAGUAAGGAAUGUUUUGUUAAUCAGAAUUUGAUUUGAGACUGUGAAAUGUGGUCAGAUGCAUAUUACAAACUGACAGGUAACUGUGUGAAGGUAAUCCGUUUAUUAUGCUGUUUUAAUGUAUAUAAAAUUAUGCUGUAUGUACUGUAAAGAGUGUAUGCACUUUAUGAUUGAGUUUAUUAUAAAAUAAAUCAUGUCUUGCUGCUUGUCAGUGUGUUCCUAAUGAA